Molecule: messenger RNA, 919 nt
Organism: Effrenium voratum
Lineage: Eukaryota; Dinophyceae; Suessiales; Symbiodiniaceae
Source: the annotation of a GenBank genome assembly
AGCUUUGAAGCGCAAACAUGGCGAGCAAUUCCACUGAUGGUGGCUCCAGUGCCUGAUUUCGAGCUCGCCGAAAAUGCCGCGGAGGCCGAGUCCACCAAACCGGCGGCCCCGAAAUGGUCGAUGCCAAGGGCAGGUCGCGAAGACGCCAAGAAGGUGCUCGUGUCAAAGAAACACUUGCUGGACUGCCUUGGCACCCAUUCGCCGGGGCCUGGCGCCUACACGCCACAGCGGCAACGGAAGAGCCCGAGCUGCAGCUUCGGGACUGGCCAGCGGCCCUGCUCUGCUCCCGCGUCCCGCGCGCGAGCUUCGUGCCGCGCUUUGCUGGCGGAGAUCGGACGGCCGAAGGAGGCGGAUCUCCUGCCGCGGCCCGGGUCGGCGGUCAUGGGCCGCGCCUCCAGGAACGUGGUGCCGCUGCAGCCAGAUCUGCAGAUCUCCGGUGCGCAGGACUCGCCGGGCCCUUGCUACAACCCCAAAGUGGGAGGAAUCGGAACUCAGCCCGGCUACUCCAUCAGGUCGCGCCCAGCAGGGUCCACGUCGCAGAGCAAAGUGGGCCCUGGCUCCUACCCGGUGCACCGACCAGAACACUUAAGAAGCCGGUCCACUUGGCCCACCGGCCCGCGGUGGACAAUGCCUCGCCAAGAUCGUUGGCAGCGGUCACGGCAACGAUCUGCAGCAACCACCAGGCCUUCUGAGAGCCGGCGGGACGCUUGCGCGACUUGCGCUCCGCCCGCCUUCAGCUUCGGCCGGGCGAAGCGGGAGAUGGCUGCGAGCCGGCAAAGGUCGGAUCUCCGCAUUCCGUGCCCUGAGCUGCCGGAGUCACUGGACCGGCCCUUGCGGCCCUUCCAUGAAGAGGUCAAAACCAUGCCGGGCGGCAACCACUGAGCUGAGCGCUGGCCAUCCGGUAACCCCCCCACCCCCA